AUGCAAAGGGAGAUACAUCCUACGAUCCUCUCUUCUUUGGAAGGCAUUGUCGACCAGAUGGUAUGGUUCCGUGAAAAUUGGUAUGAGGAGGUUUUACGACAAUUACAUCAGGGAUUAGCAAAGUGUAAUGCGGUUGCGUUUGAAAAUCGUGGAGCAGCUCACUUUAUCUUUCAACCUGAUUGGUGGGAAGAGAAGGAUUUGUUUUUCUCUGUUUCUUCAACAAGGACAUAUCAUUUCCCUUUGUGGGUCUUUUGUGCCCUCCAGUCCCCUUCAUGGGGCUUUUGUGCCCUCCAGUCCCCUUCGUGGGGCUUUUGUGCCCUCUACUCCUCUUUGUGGGGCUUUUGUGCCCUCCAGUCCCCUUCAAUACCUAUACUAUUUUUUAUACCCCUAAGAAGCAUACAUGAACAGUCUCUCUCUCUCUCUCUCUCUCUCUCUCUCUCUUUCACUUGCCCACUGUCCUAUCUUGCAUUUGCCUCUUUGGUUGUAUAA
This is a messenger RNA of Acanthosepion pharaonis, 489 nucleotides long. The record is from the annotation of a GenBank genome assembly. Lineage: Eukaryota; Metazoa; Mollusca; Cephalopoda; Sepiida; Sepiidae.